AUGAUUGAUAUGGAAGAUGAAUAUGCACCUCGAGGAAGAGGAAGACGUAGAGUUGAGAAAAUGACAAAUCUCCACCAUUAUCGAGUUGAGCUUUUUUAUACUGUGAUUGACAUGCAGGCUUUAGAGUUAAAUCAACGUUUUGAUGAAGUCAACACAGAAUUGAUUUUAUGCAUGUCAUGUUUGGAUCCUAGAGACUCAUUUGCUGGAUUUGAUAUUGAAAAGCUAGUUCGACUUGCAAAGUUUUAUCCGUCUGAAUUUUCUGAAGUUGCUUUGUAUGAACUUGAAAGUCAGCUUGAGAACUUUAUUGUCGAUGUGCGCAUGGAUGAAAAGUUCUUAGAACUAUCAGGGAUUGGAGAUCUUGCUGAGAAGAUGGUUUCUACAAGGAAACAUGACAUUUUUCCAUUGGUGUAUUUGUUAGUUAAGUUAUCAUUGACUUUACCAGUUGCUACUGCUACAGUUGAAAGAGCCUUUUCAGCAAUGAAGAUCAUCAAUAGUGUUCUUCGCAAUCGUAUGGGAGACAAUCUUUUGAACGACUGCUUAGUACCUUACAUCGAAAAGGAUGUGUUUGUAAAUGUUACUAAUGAAGCUAUUAUGCAGAGGUUUCAGAACAUGAAAAACAGGAGAGAAAUGUUAUGA
Molecule: messenger RNA, 636 nt
Organism: Salvia miltiorrhiza (redroot sage)
Lineage: Eukaryota; Viridiplantae; Streptophyta; Magnoliopsida; Lamiales; Lamiaceae
Exons: 1
Coding region: 1-636 (211 amino acids)
Molecular function (GO): protein dimerization activity
Source: RefSeq, a predicted model, not a curated record